This is a messenger RNA of Plodia interpunctella (Indianmeal moth), 5397 nucleotides long. RefSeq lists its product as uncharacterized. Gene Ontology annotation, molecular function: cell adhesion molecule binding. The coding region runs from base 242 to 3313 and encodes 1023 amino acids. The record is from RefSeq and is a predicted model, not a curated record. Gene Ontology annotation, cellular component: extracellular matrix. The transcript is spliced from 6 exons. Gene Ontology annotation, biological process: extracellular matrix organization; cell adhesion. Lineage: Eukaryota; Metazoa; Arthropoda; Insecta; Lepidoptera; Pyralidae.
GCCGCACGCUCUAUUGCCGUUGAGUCUGUCGCCGCGUUCAGACAUUGCCGCGAAAUUUAAAAAUAUAAAGUUCCUAAAUUGUUUAUGGUCAGUUUUUAAAUUUUAAUUUAGAACUAGUGAGGUGCGCAGUGUGGAUUGAUUGAUGAUUAGUGACUUAAUUGACAUUUAAGUGAGGCGUUUUUGUUGGGCAGUGAGUGUUGUGUGAUGAUUGCUCUGCCACUCUGUUAGUUGAGAGUGCAGCAUGAGAGUUGUUCAGUUUCUGCUGUUGGCGCAUGCGGUCUACGCCAUUACAGGACCUAGGACAGAAAAUGAAUUCGACAGAAGAAGACUAGUGUCUCUGGAGCACCCAGGAUUCACCGAGCACCAGACACGAUUCGGGCUGAGCUCCCCCCUCCAGAGCUUCCAGCAAUCCUCCCUCCUCAGCAGCCCCACACCCUCUACCCUCCAGUUCCAACAACCCAUCUUCCAACAGCAACAACCCUCCUUCUUACCCUCUUUCAACAGCAUAAUCCCAAACCCUAACAUCCAAAGUCUCGGCCUCCAAAAUAAUGUCCAGUUACCAAACAACAACGCCUUCCAAUUCACACAAGCACCGUCCCUAAACUCCCCAGUUUUACAGAAUUCUUUCACGCAAAAUUUAAGGCCCAUAGCCCAACCACAGAAUAUACUCCCACAACCACAACCUACUAUACCAACUUUCCCAAGUAAUGGAUUCCAUCAAGUAUCAAACUCUCAGAACUUCAACCAAAAUCCCAAUGGACACACAAACACUGUUAACAUAGGACAACAAAGACCGACACAGGCUGCAUUCUUGCCAACGCUCCCGGCCCCAGCUCCUAUAAACCACCAAGGUGCCUUCAGCCACCCCAACCCGAUCACAAUCCAACCCGCACCAAAUCUAGCCCCACAAAAUCUCAACUUGAAUAAUGCACAAGUUCCCUUCCAAUCCAAUCUAGGCCAAGCUCCGUUAUUUUCCAACGGCCAAAAUUCCCAAAUCCAAGAUUUCUUUGAUCAACAAUCGCACGAAAAUCUUGAGAAACUAAAAGAACUUCAAGAAAGGCAGAGAAUCAUUCAAAAACAUCAAGAAUUCGUGCACAAACAACAGCAGAAGCAGCAGGAGAAAGUGGAAAAAUUGCAUGAAGAAUUUCUAUCAAAACAAGCAACUAAAACCACCUAUCCUACCACAGAAAGUUACCAAAGUUAUUUGAGAACCACACAAGAUAGACGUAGACCCAUUCUACCACAGGAACAAGAUUUGUUCAGGAAAGCCGUAGAAAUAUACGAAAAGGAACACCCUACCACCACUACUACAACGACGACAACAACCACUACCACAACGCCCCCACCUAUUCCUAGAUAUAAACCUAGACAAAAGCCAAAACCUAGAAAUCCCCCUCAGGAUAAAAAUAAACAAAAAUUAUACAAUGAAAUAAAGAAUCUUCUUGAAGAAAGUGAAACCAAAGGAUUUGAUGAUAGUCUAAGGGCCAAGAGCGUGGCCUUAUUACAGAAACCAGAUAUUUUAAAGCAAUUGAAAGUAGCAUUAGCUGAAAACCCAGAGGAUUUCAGUGAGAAGAAUUUCACGUCCAGGGAAAUUUCUCUCAACGGUCAGAAGUUUGAAGUAAUUAGAACCACAAAUCCUAAUCUAAUUCCUAAAGGUGCUAUAGCAGCUGAUGGAGCAAGUUUGCAACAAAUAAUGGCUGCUACAGCAACACCUGGACCACAAAAGGAAAGUCGCAUUUCAUUCGACGAUUUGACAAAAGGCGUUUUGCCCCCUGGUGCAAACUUUGAACUCAUAAAACAAAGUGAUAAUGGUAAAUUAGAAGAAGUAUCGAAAAUACCUAAUACACUACAAAAUAAGAAGAAGGUAACAUUCGUCUUCUUAGAAGAACAAGAUGAUGGAUCUUUCAAAGUUAAAGGAGUUAAAGCUAACGGACAGCAAACCGAAGAAGGACCCGAAGUAGAAAACAUACUAAACAAAAUAAAGAAGGGUGAAAUACAGCUGCCCGGAAAGCUAUCAAAUAGCGUGUAUAGCUCUACAACAGCAAGCCCUAGUCCCUCUUCUGUGACACCUGAUUACAUAGCAGAAUCAUCGCAUCACCCGUCGAGUUACUCUAGUUUUGUUACGGGAACUACAAUUCCCCACAACUCCGUGAGUGUCACUACGUCAGCACCGAAUUCUUAUCGUAGCACUAUCCUUCAAUCCACAAGAGGUACUCAAUUGCAAACUCAGACCUUCUCGCCAUCUACAAGGGUGGUAACAACAACUGAAAGAUACUCUCCAUCAACAUCGCCCUCGUUUGAUUAUAGAAAUAACCAAAGUCCUACAUUCCCAAGUUCAGCGUAUUCAAGUGUAGUUACUACUCCAUCGUAUUCUAGAACUCCGGAAGACCUUGUUGUAAUAGGAUCAAGUACAAUUUCGCCUCAACAUGAUCAUGCAAGCUAUGCUAGACAAUCAUCCAGUCCUGGAUUGGUAGACAUCUUGAAAGAAAACGGACUCUUUGCAACGGCGAAGUAUUUGAAGCAAUCUGGUCUGGAUACAAUUCUGAAUGAGACUGGACCUUACACGAUCUUCGCUCCAACUGACAAGGCAUUUAGAACGCUUUUAGUGCAGCUUGGUGGACCUGAUAAGGCCGAGGAAAAGUUCCGUGAUAAUCCUAGGCUUCUGAGUGGACUUCUCCUCCACCACGUGAUCCCUGGUGCGUUCGACAUCGGCUCCCUCCAGGACGAGAUGACAGGAGUGUCCCUGGCCGGCACUCAACUGAGGGUCAACCAGUACGACAUGCACGAUGUCGAGUGGAAUGAAGUGAAGGUCACCACGAUAAAUGGAGCGAGGGUGUUGGAGGAAAAGAAGGAUAUUCAUAUACCGCAAGGUAUAGCCCACGCUGUAGACCGUGUGAUGUUCCCUCUCCCCGUUGGAGACCUGGUGCAGACGCUGCAAGCUGAUAGGGAUAGGAGGUUCACUACAUUCCUCAAGGCUAUCUUCGCGAGUGGCUUCGCUGACACUCUCGCAGAGAGUAAAACUUAUACAGUAUUCGCACCAACGGACGCGGCAUUCGCGCGACUCGCGCCCGCAGAGCUCCCGCGCUACGCGGAGAAGGCGGCGGCGCGCGCGCUGGUGGCGCGGCACGUGCUGCCCGGCACGCUGUACAGCGCCGGCAUGCGCUACUACCAGCUCAGGAACUCCAUGGAGGACGCCAAGCCGCUGACGCUGCAGAAGAAUGCUGGUCGCAUAAAAGUAAACAACGCGCAAGUGAUCACCCACAACAUCCCAGCGACGAACGGUGUCAUCCACGCGAUCGACAACAUCCUUUAACCAAUCAAUGCACUCAGAUCCUCCCGCCAAUUAGCUUCAGUGAAGCUAUUUUCGUUGCUAUAGUCCGGUCGCUUAGACUAGAUAGUGUCGCUGUAUCUCCACUACGCACGGUUGUCGGCAUGCGAAGCGGAGACGAAAAUGUAGAAAAGCGGACCCUGGGCUCCGACGCUCAAUGGCUGAAGAAUCUACCGGGAAAACGUUCAGAUGAGAGAGUGUGUCGCUGUGUACAGUCAACAGCACAUCAAGUUACCCUGCAUGAAAUUCUACGGCGCGGUAAUGGGGGCGAGUUUGCAAUUAUUUUAGUAGGUUGAUGUGCUCUUAACUGUACUCUUUGAGAUUUUUUUUAAAUCACUGAGCAAACAAACAGACAUGCGGCUUCCUGAUUGCGCGUGGACACCGUAACCUAUGGUCGCCUGGAAGACCAACAUUUUCUAUGAAAAUUAAUCUUUUACAAUACCAGCGUAUUAGCCCCCAUUGCACCCUGGGCUCCGACGCUCAACGGCUAAGAAAGGGACCGGGUAACACUCGAUGAGAGAGAGCCCCCAUAGGAAAUUAGAGUGACAAUAGUACCUAGUGUUUCCAACACUUGCAAAUCAAUCUGAAAUUGUGAUAAUCUCAUAUUACCUAGGUAUGCUAAUACCUAAGCGACAAAAUGAAGCGGGUACUUCGAUAGAAAAAAAUGCAUUUAAGUCCAAACAUCUUGAAAUAUCCACAAUAGUGCUCGUGUGAUAUUUAUUUGCUCUAUAUUAUUGCAUGACGGAUGCCGUUCCACGGCAAGCUCUAUUGGUCACAACAAAUAGUAUUCAGUCAUAAAUCCAUCCAACUUUCUUUCCGCUAUGCUAUGUAUAAUAAAAAUAAAUCAUAGCACAGUACGAGCGAAAUACUAAUUAAAACUAUAUAAACAUAAUUAACAAUGAAAAUUAAAUAGGUAUUCAUUAGAAAUAUUUUCAAAUCAUGCGCAGAAGUGAUAUGAAACAAAGAUCUAUGAAACAUUUGAACAAUGAAAUUUUAACUUUACCUAGCUAUUUGUUAAGCCGGCUACACACUAUCGCGUAUGAAUGCGAAUGCAUGAACAUUGCUUGUUACGAGUGCUUUUAUUUACAGCAAUAAAAAACCAGCAAUGUAUACCUACCGAGUCCACAAAGUUCGGCGAUUGCCCGCGAUAGUGUGGGGCCGACAUUGUACAGUAACAGCUUCCAAGAAUCAUGUGUAAUCUUUUAUCAAUUUUGCGCCUCGAAACAAUGGAUACAAAGGUGACUUUGUCUGCGCAAACCCAGGCAUUUAAAAAGUAUUUUAGUAAACAAAUUGAUUGUAUAUCCAUCCAUACUAACGUAACUAAGUAUGUAGAUACUUAGUUAUAAGAAAUGUAAAAGUGUGUAUGCUUGUCUCAUUCACGUCACGGCGUAAUUAAAUGUUUUUUUUUUUAUGAGAUGGCCGGCUAAGUGACGAAGGCGGAGCCGGGGCCUAUAGCUAGUACGGUUAUGUAGGCACAGUAGUACUAAGCGAUCGGACUUGACACAAUUACACCUACCUUCUGACCGCAGCUGAAGCCGCUUUAAUUUUAAAAAAAUAUAUAAUUUUAAGACUGUAAAUAUUGACUAGACUAAGAAAUUAAUUUAUAUGCGAGUGUUACAAUUUUUGUAAAUAUUGUUUAUGAUAACAAAAUGGUUUUUUUUUUAAUAAUCCACGCGACUCAUAUUCCCAUAAUCUAUAGUCUAUAGUAGUCUAUAGUAGUGUAGGUAACCACAUGUUAUAAACCGAGAACUGAAUCGUAAGUUUAUAUCUAUUAUAAGGCGAUAAAAAAUCGAGGUUCUCUACGACCUAUCCAGCAUACGAGAGGGUUACGUGGGGUCCUACAACGAUCUUAAAUUGAGUGUUGUGUCUAUUUAUUUAUAUCUAUUAGCGCAUACAUGCUUAAAUGCAAAUAGGUACCUACUGGUCGUUGACUCACAAUAAAUUUCAUAUCUUACGACAAUGUAUCAGUUGAAAUUUUACGAAAACAAACAGGAUACACGUGACUCAACUCAAUAGUUGUCUGAUGUUAAGCAAUACUUAUAAGAUAUAUAAAAAUAUUUGUUUCAGAC